AUGUACCACUCAGAAGUACAUUCACGCCAUGUACCACUCAGAAGUACAUUCACACCAUGUACCACUCAGAAGUACAUUCACACCAUGUACCACUCAGAAGUACAUUCACACCAUGGACCACUCAGAAGUACCUUCACACCAUGUACCACUCAGAAGUACAUUCACACCAUGUACCACUCAGAAGUACAUUCACGCCAUGUACCACUCAGAAGUACAUUCACGCCAUGUACCACUCAGAAGUACAUUCACACCAUGUACCACUCAGAAGUACAUUCACGCCAUGGACCACUCAGAAGUACAUUCACACCAUGGACCACUCAGAAGUACCUUCACGCCAUGUACCACUCAGAAGUACCUUCACGCCAUGGACCACUCAGAAGUACCUUCACGCCAUGUACCACUCAGAAGUACCUUCACGCCAUGGACCACUCAGAAGUACAUUCACGCCAUGUACCACUCAGAAGUACAUUCACGCCAUGGACCACUCAGAAGUACAUUCACGCCAUGUACCACUCAGAAGUACCUUCACGCCAUGGACCACUCAGAAGUACAUUCACACCAUGGACCACUCAGAAGUACCUUCACGCCAUGUACCACUCAGAAGUACCUUCACGCCAUGUACCACUCAGAAGUACAUUCACACCAUGUACCACUCAGAAGUACCUUCACACCAUGUACCACUCAGAAGUACAUUCACGCCAUGUACCACUCAGAAGUACCUUCACACCAUGUACCACUCAGAAGUACAUUCACGCCAUGUACCACUCAGAAGUACCUUCACGCCAUGUACCACUCAGAAGUACAUUCACGCCAUGGACCACUCAGAAGUACAUUCACGCCAUGUACCACUCAGAAGUACCUUCACGCCAUGUACCACUCAGAAGUACAUUCACGCCAUGUACCACUCAGAAGUACCUUCACGCCAUGUACCACUCAGAAGUACCUUCACGCCAUGGACCACUCAGAAGUACCUUCACACCAUGGACCACUCAGAAGUACCUUCACGCCAUGUACCACUCAGAAGUACCUUCACACCAUGGACCACUCAGAAGUACCUUCACGCCAUGGACCACUCAGAAGUACCUUCACGCCAUGGACCACUCAGAAGUACCUUCACACCAUGGACCACUCAGAAGUACCUUCACGCCAUGUACCACUCAGAAGUACCUUCACGCCAUGGACCACUCAGAAGUACCUUCACGCCAUGUACCACUCAGAAGUACAUUCACGCCAUGUACCACUCAGAAGUACAUUCACGCCAUGUACCACUCAGAAGUACAUUCACGCCAUGGACCACUCAGAAGUACCUUCACGCCAUGUACCACUCAGAAGUACAUUCACGCCAUGUACCACUCAGAAGUACAUUCACGCCAUGUACCACUCAGAAGUACAUUCACGCCAUGGACCACUCAGAAGUACCUUCACGCCAUGGACCACUCAGAAGUACAUUCACGCCAUGUACCACUCAGAAGUACCUUCACGCCAUGGACCACUCAGAAGUACAUUCACGCCAUGUACCACUCAGAAGUACAUUCACGCCAUGGACCACUCAGAAGUACCUUCACACCAUGGACCACUCAGAAGUACCUUCACGCCAUGUACCACUCAGAAGUACCUUCACACCAUGGACCACUCAGAAGUACCUUCACGCCAUGGACCACUCAGAAGUACCUUCACGCCAUGGACCACUCAGAAGUACCUUCACGCCAUGUACCACUCAGAAGUACCUUCACAAAUACUUAG
Messenger RNA from Biomphalaria glabrata, 1743 nucleotides. RefSeq names its product zinc finger protein 493-like. Lineage: Eukaryota; Metazoa; Mollusca; Gastropoda; Planorbidae. The transcript has a single exon. The record is from RefSeq and is a predicted model, not a curated record. The coding region runs from base 1 to 1743 and encodes 580 amino acids.